AUGAAGAUUAUUGUAGCCACAGAUUAUUAUGAAAUCUUAGGUGUUAAACGUGAUGCAAGUGAAAAAGAAAUAAAACGACAAUUUCGUCAAUUAGCUUUAAAAUAUCAUCCAGAUAAAAAUAAAGAUCCAAAAGCUGAGGAAACAUUUCGUAAUAUAGCUGAAGCAUAUGAUGUACUAGGUACUCCAGAAAAACGUCGUCAAUAUGAUUCCCAAGGACAUCAAUCAUUUAAAUCAAAUCCAAAUGGUUUUUCUGGUUUCGAUUUUAAUAUGAACGAUUUCUAUAAAGAAUUUGAUGCAUUUCAUAAAGCUCAUCAUGAUGCUCAUCAUAGAGCACAUCAACGAGCUCAUCAACGUGCUCAUCAAAACGCACAACAAGGAAUUUUUGAUUUUGAUGCAUUAUUCGAUGAUGAUGAUGCAUUUGGAAGUGAUAUAUUUAGUGCUGGUGGACAUAAUUUCGAUCUGCAUAAUGCAUUUGGUGAUAAAAACGUGCAUGUACAUACACAUACAGUUUCUGAACAUAGUCAUCAAAGUUGUCGAACUGUAACAAAACGAGAAGGAAAUACUGUAUCAACAAUUACAGAAUGCCAUUAA
Molecule: messenger RNA, 591 nt
Organism: Adineta steineri
Lineage: Eukaryota; Metazoa; Rotifera; Eurotatoria; Adinetida; Adinetidae
Source: the annotation of a GenBank genome assembly